CGGGCAAAGCCCAGUGCAUGCAAGGUCAUCCUGCCCACCCCUGUCCUCUUCCUCCCUUCUCUCAGAGAAGAGCUUUCAGCAAACGGAGCUGCUGCUCACACUGCUCUGUCUUCAUCCCUGCACCGAGUCCGUCCCUGUGUGGCAGGAGGCAGGAUGCAGCCCGGAUUCUGGCUGCUGGCCGGCACCCUGGCAGCAGUGCUGGGCAUGGCCCUCCUGGAGGACAGCGUGUGCAAGGCACCGGACGGCAAGAACGGCUCUCCUGGAGUCCCCGGCAGAGAUGGCAGGCCGGGCCAGAAGGGUGACACGGGAGAGCCAGGGAGAGCAGCRUCAGGCACAGACACCAAGGGAUCCAAGGGGGAUGCAGGCGAGCCAGGGUUUCCCGGUUCACCCGGCCUGGCCGGCCCACCUGGCCCGCCCGGCCUCCCGGGGCCCGCAGGACAGCCGGGACWGCCGGGACWGAAAGGAAGCGCUGUCACCGCUCUGGAGCACCCCCGGCCCGCCUUCUCCGCCUCCAGACUCGCCCCGCCACGCUCCGGCACCACCGUGGUGUUCGACAGGAUCAUCACCAACCAGGAGAACUCCUACAGCGCCCAGACCGGCAARUUCACCUGCAGCAUCCCCGGGCUCUACUUCUUCUCCUUCCAGGUGGUGUCCAGCGGGGACCUGUGCCUGAGCAUCGCCAAGAACGGGGCRCGCGUGGUCAGCUUCUGUGACAACAACAGCCAGGCCAUGCUGCAGGUGAACUCGGGCAGCAGCGUGCUCAGCCUGGCUGUGGGUGACCAGGUGUCCCUGACCACCGACCCUGCCGGGGCCAGCUCCAUCUACAGCGGCUCCGAGGUGGACAGCGUCUUCAGCGGGUUCCUGGUGUCCCCAGAGACGGCCUGAGGGACUCCCAUGGCAUCGGGGGUGUUCCCCUGGGGAUGGCUGUGUGGGAUGCUUUAGUGCCACAGCACAUGGGGCUGGUCCCAAAUUGAGCAUCCAGAUGUGUCCUGUGCUUCCACCAGUGCCUGCACCACCCUGGAGGCUGUGGACUCAUCCCUCUCUCCUUCUGGGCACUCGAGCUCCACUCCCAGUUGUCACCAGCUGUGACUCUUUGCUCCUGAGUGGGACAUCACUGCCUGCCACUGCUGCUGCUCCACUAACCACUGCAAAAUUCUUCCUGGCACUGGGGCGCAUCCUGUCGCAUCCUCCUCAGCAGAAUAAAUAAACGCUUCUUCUA
Messenger RNA from Malurus melanocephalus (red-backed fairy wren), 1219 nucleotides. It is a transcript of the gene C1QA, whose product is annotated as complement C1q A chain. Lineage: Eukaryota; Metazoa; Chordata; Aves; Passeriformes; Maluridae. The transcript is spliced from 3 exons. Bases 154 to 885 code for a protein of 243 amino acids. Gene Ontology annotation, molecular function: protein binding. The record is from RefSeq and is a predicted model, not a curated record.